UUGAUCUUUCGCAUGGUUCUGUUUGUAGUCUGUAUAGAAUCCGUGAUUAAGCCCUGAACUUAAACAAAAAAAUAAAUAGCAAUAGUAUUUGUUGUUAUUUAAAGUGUGUUUUGAAAAUCAAAAUAGAAAAAAGUAAAACAUUAAAAAUUCCAUGUAAACAAAUAAAACAAGCUUUUUGUUAAUGUUUAAAGCUCUUAUCGGUUUAAAGUGCGCCGCAAUUAUUGAAUAAUUUUUUUUAAAAUUUCUGUAAAUUUUAUCCUCUGUUUAAUUUGUUUUGAGUUUUGAUUAUGUCUUUUGUGUUUGUACUGGAAAUCAAGUGAAUUUGCCGGAAGAAAUCAAAACUUCAGAGACUCCAUUUUGAAACAACCUUUCUCCAAUCCCCAUCAGGUUUUCUAUAGCUAUUUUUAGCACUUGUGAAUUGUGAAUAUUUGGCAUAAUCAGUUUAAGAACAACUUCGCGCUCAGGCUCAGACGUUAUGAAAGCUUAUCAUUAAUCUAUAUGCAAGUGCAAUUUUUAUAUGUAUGUAUGAAAUAAAUGCAUUGCGUUUCCGUCAAAGUUCAUUAUUUAAAAUUGAAAUGAUUUAACAAAGAAAAAAUAAUAAUGCAACCAUAAAGUGCGCGUAGGUGUGUUUGUUUUUUUUAAAUACAAUUCUGAUGUUCAACUCCGAUAUGAAUUUGUGUCAAAAUUUGUUUAAUUAUUGAAAAUGAAUUUGAAAGAUGACAAAAUUGAUAUUCAAUCAGAUGACAGUGCCGCAUCAGCAGAUUCGGGAGUGAUUUUAAAUGACAGAUUAAUGUCAUCUGACACAAAACGUUGCAAUAUCGAUAUAAGCACUAGUAUUGAAUGUGAUAACAAUUAUUCAUCGAAAAAUAAUAAUGCAACUAUAAAUAUAGAAAACAUAAUUAAUUUAGCUAAAAAUGUCAGUCCGACCGCGACCGCGACAACGAUCAAUAAGGGAUCGUCGAAAAAAACCACGCCUUCAAAUGGGUCGACUUCAUCGACGUCGUCGGCGGCAUCUUCCCUCCGUAGUACACGCAUAUCGAUAACAUCGAUACAUUCAGAUGCAUCUUCCAGCGUCAUCGAUUCAGAUUGUGAUGUGGAUUAUAAUGGCGGCGGUGGUGAGGACUCCAAUGGAAACUAUACCAUCACAAAGCUCGGGCAUCAGACUUCCUGUCUGCCGGGAAAUGUUGGAUGUAUUCCUAAUAUUGGGGGCAAUGACGGAUUGGUAUUAUUAGAACAGCGUGUUGAUGUAGAACAUGAUAUAAAUGUUUUAGCAAUGGCGUCGGCAUCGACGUCAUUAGGCUGUGGCAAUCCUCAAUUGGCUUUUACAAAUUCCUCAGAUAUUACAAUUGGCCAGAAGAACUAUUAUCAAGGCCCCGUGACGAUACAACAAUUUCUAAUCGAAAGUCGUAAUCGGGAAGCUGAUUGUCUUCAGGGCAAUGAUAAUCCUAGUUUUCAAAAUGAUAGUCCAAAUGCAUCGAGAAAACCAUCAAGUGAUCAAAAAGAUUUCAAGGAGAAAAACUCAACACAAAACCACCAGCCAUAUAAAUUUAUUUUCAAUCGAAGAGCAGUUGUUAUUACGGCUAUUAUCAUAACUCUAACAAUUGUAAUUGGAGGCAUUUUUGCAACAACAAGUUUUUUGAUGAAACGUUCAAGUAAGCAUCAAGAAAUCGAGGAUGACGAAGAAAAUAGAAAACAUAUUCCAGUAAAUAAUACAAUAGGAAAGGACAAUUUUGGCGGAGGAUCAAUUUUGCGGUUAGUAACAAGAGACGAAUGGCUUGCCAGACCCGAAUCAGAAUCAUUAACAUUGCUUAAUUUGCCAGUUCAUCGGGUUAUAAUAGCUCACACAGCAACAGGACUUUGUACGAGCCAGGCUUCAUGUGCUCUUCAAACUCAAAAUAUUCAAAACUUUCACAUGGACUCAAGAAAUUAUGGUGAUAUAGGCUAUAAUUUUCUAGUUGGUGGCGAUGGAGCUGUUUAUGAGGGUCGAGGUUGGGAUAAACAAGGCGCACAUACGUUAGGCUUUAAUGUUGAUAGCAUUUGUAUAGCUUUCAUUGGGACUUUUGUAAAACUGACUCCUACUGAAGGUCAACUUAAUGCAGCCAAGCUGAUUAUAGCCGAAGGUGUAAGACUGAAGAAGCUUGUAGACGAUUAUCGUUUGUAUGGUGCUAGACAAUUUGUGGGGACAGAAAGCCCAGGGAAUGCUCUAUUUGAAAUCAUCAAAAAAUGGCCACAUUGGUCAGGAAAACGAUAUAAUCAAAUAAAUAUUGUGCUUUUUUUCUGUGUUUUUCUAAUAAAAUAUGUUCACAGAAUUAUCAAUAUGGCUACGAAUGUUGAUAUUAUAAUUGAAAACCAAACCGAUAUCAAAGGACCAAUGACAAUAAGCCUACAUUUGGUAGAAGAUCAAACACCUAUAAAAGUAAUUCUAGAUGGCAAAACUUCAUCUCAAUCUGAAGACAAUUCAUACAAAUUCAAGUGCCUUGGCAAGAUGAUUGUUAUAACAGUUUUAGUCAUAAUCUUUAUAAUUCUGAUCGGGGGAAUUUUCGCCACUUCAAAUAACUUGACUAAUGAAGAAAAGAUAAUUAAAAAAAGUGUAGAAACACAAAACUUCCUCCGAAUUGUGUCCCGAGAAGAGUGGCUUGCUAGACCUCCAGCGGAAGAACCAGACCACCUUGUACUUCCAGUCUAUCGUCUUAUAAUUGCGCAUACUGCAACUUCUAAUUGCUUCAGCCAGGUUUCUUGCACUUCUCGAGUACAAACCAUCCAAAAUUUCCAUAUGGACUCAAGAAAUCUCAAUGACAUUAUGUUCAAUUUUCUUAUUGGCGGUGAUGGAAUUGUUUAUGAAGGACGUGGUUGGAAUGCUCAAGGUGCUCAUACGAAAGGUUUUAAUGAAGAUAGCUUAUGUGUGGCUUUCAUUGGAACAUUUUCAUCAAUAAAUCCAUCAGAAAAACAACUUAAAUCAGGUCAAAAGAUCAUUGAUGAGGGAGUGAGACUAAAUAAACUCGCGAAGGACUACAGAUUGUAUGGACAAAGACAACUUGCAGCAACUGAAAGUCCAGGAAAAGCUUUGUAUGGAAUCAUUCAACAAUGGCCGAAUUGGUCCAAUGUCACUAAUUAAUAGUUUUUAGUUAUUUUUUUAUGAUAAAAAAUAUACCCUGAACCUGAUUUUAUAAAAUAA
This is a messenger RNA of Eupeodes corollae, 3175 nucleotides long. Its product is annotated as peptidoglycan-recognition protein LC-like. The transcript is spliced from 8 exons. Gene Ontology annotation, biological process: peptidoglycan catabolic process. Gene Ontology annotation, molecular function: N-acetylmuramoyl-L-alanine amidase activity; zinc ion binding. The record is from RefSeq and is a predicted model, not a curated record. The coding region runs from base 704 to 3115 and encodes 803 amino acids. NCBI's taxonomy places the organism in Eukaryota, Metazoa, Arthropoda, Insecta, Diptera, Syrphidae.